Trichophyton rubrum CBS 118892 is the source of this 246-nucleotide messenger RNA. RefSeq lists its product as uncharacterized. Bases 1 to 246 code for a protein of 81 amino acids. NCBI's taxonomy places the organism in Eukaryota, Fungi, Ascomycota, Eurotiomycetes, Onygenales, Arthrodermataceae. The transcript has 5 exons. The record is from RefSeq and is a predicted model, not a curated record.
AUGUUUGCCACUCGUGCCCUCGGCUUCCGGUCGGCUCGACCUCUCUUCGAGCCCAUCCCCAAGGAACAGCAAAGCGCUCACACCAUCUCCCAACGUCUGCGAACACUCAAGAAGAUUCCUCCGGAGUUGAUCCCUCUCGGUGUCGUCCUUUCUGUUGCCAUUUGCGCCGCCAUUUACUCCAGCGGAAAGAAGCUGUUCGAGGAUAAGACCCUCCGUCUCAGCCGAUCGAAGCGCGAGGACCACUAA